Messenger RNA from Alligator sinensis (Chinese alligator), 1069 nucleotides. RefSeq names its product proteasome subunit alpha 4 (gene PSMA4). Gene Ontology annotation, cellular component: proteasome core complex, alpha-subunit complex; proteasome core complex; cytosol. The transcript is spliced from 8 exons. Gene Ontology annotation, biological process: ubiquitin-dependent protein catabolic process. The record is from RefSeq and is a predicted model, not a curated record. Bases 24 to 809 code for a protein of 261 amino acids. Lineage: Eukaryota; Metazoa; Chordata; Crocodylia; Alligatoridae.
CCUAACGUAAACUUCCCAGCAACAUGUCUCGAAGAUAUGAUUCCAGAACUACUAUAUUUUCUCCAGAAGGUCGCUUAUAUCAGGUUGAAUAUGCUAUGGAAGCAAUUGGACAUGCAGGCACCUGUCUGGGAAUUCUAGCAAAUAAUGGUGUAUUGCUUGCUGCAGAGAGGCGCAACAUCCACAAACUUCUUGAUGAAGUCUUCUUUUCGGAGAAGAUAUACAAGCUUAAUGAGGAUAUGGCUUGCAGUGUUGCAGGAAUAACUUCAGAUGCAAAUGUUCUAACAAAUGAACUGAGACUGAUUGCACAAAGGUAUUUGUUGCAAUAUCAAGAACCAAUUCCUUGUGAGCAGUUGGUAACAGCCUUGUGUGACAUUAAGCAAGCUUAUACACAGUUUGGAGGAAAACGUCCUUUUGGUGUUUCAUUGCUAUACAUUGGCUGGGAUAAGCAUUAUGGAUUUCAGCUUUAUCAGAGUGAUCCUAGUGGAAAUUAUGGAGGGUGGAAAGCCACAUGUAUUGGGAAUAACAGUGCAGCAGCAGUGUCAAUGUUAAAGCAAGACUACAAAGAAGGGGAAAUGACUUUGAAGUCUGCACUUGCUUUAGCCGUGAAGGUCCUAAACAAAACCAUGGAUGUUAGUAAACUCUCUGCAGAGAAAGUUGAAAUUGCAACAUUGACAAGAGAGAAUGGAAAGACAGUUAUAAGGGUUCUAAAGCAAAAAGAGGUGGAACAGUUGAUAAAACAGCAUGAGGAGGAAGAAGCAAAAGCUGAACGUGAAAAGAAGGAAAAGGAGCAAAAAGAAAAAGAUAAAUAGAAUAUGUAAUUGGUCAUUUUGUAGAUCACCUGGGACCUGUUUCAGUAACAGAUCAUUUGUCUUUCCAGUGUGUGGAUACCUGCAAAAACUGAUGCAGUGGAGGAGUUGGGCUUUUUCCUGUUUUUGUUUUGCAGAUGCUUACUGUCAUACAAAUCACCAUGUCCAUGAUUUGCCAUUUCUUACAUUGAAUUAUUUCAGUUCUGCAACUUCUCUUUAUUUCUUAUGCUUAUUUUUAUUACAAUAAAAUUUUAAAAGUUUAA